AUGUUUUCCACACCUACGGAACGGAUAACAUCGAGGUUUAAUACCAUUUUCAUUCAUCCAGACAAAAGUACUAUUCCAAUGACUCUAUUACAACAACAACAACAACAUGAAGUGAUGAAUGAUUGUCAUCACGAAACAACAAAAUUCAUUCAUCAACAACAAAAUUUAACAACAUUUCAAAAGAAUCAUUCCAUUCACUCUUCCCGAUGUCGAGCCGUGUUCACUCUCUUUCUAUCGAGUUUAUUAUUAACUUGUUUAUUGCGGUCACUGACAUUGCAAAUAAUGAACCAUCACGAUUGUCAUCAUCAUCACGAGUCCCAUCCAUUUUUCAAUAAUUUUACAAAUUCCAUCUCUUCGCACAGUGACUUGACACAUUGGAUGGUCCUUGCAUUUCCAUCGAAUAUUCCAACUACCUCAUCUUUUUCACAUGACAUGAAUCAUGUCUUUCACUUUCGAAGGAAAUCGAAACAAGUCUCAAGUCGAUACAUUUUUCAAAAUGAUAUUUCAUUGACGGAACCAGAACCAGAUUUAACAGAGCCGACCUAUGUCGUUCCAUUCAAACAAAUACCUUUUCCUUUUUUGGACUCUUAUUCUGCAGUUUCACGUCAAGUGGAACAACAAAUUGAAUUAUUGACAAAUGUUUCUGUGAAUAUGGCAAUGAAUGAUUACAACGACUGUCUUCGUUUUCCAUGGUGUGACAAGAUCAAGUUUGAAUAUCGAUAUUGGAAUGAAUCCAAGUCGAUAGGAUCAUCUUUGACACCAUCACCACCACCAGAACCUUAUUAUUCCACAAUGGGAGACCUUUUGAAAAAAAUUGAUCAAGAUUUUAAUGUAGAAAUGCAAUUUCGAAGAAAUGAGUUGGGAGGAAUUUUAGAUAAGGUCGUAGUACUGUUUGAAAUUCAUGUCUAUUCAGAUAUUUCAAAAGAAUCUUGUUUUCAAUUUCCUUUGGAUUUUGUGAAUCAAAAUUUGACACGAAAGCUUUACAUGCACAUGAAAUUUGUGGGAAAGAAUCCGAAAAGAAACACUAUCGAUUGUGGUUUUGAAAGCUUGUUUCUUCACUCGGUUCAAAAUUUGUCCUUUACGCUUCAAAACUUUCAUGUGAUUGAUUUCAAAAUGCCUCACGGAGCUGCUGCUGUGAUUGAUUGUGAAAUUACAGGAAAAUUUAGACUGGCACAGAGCUAUUUCAACGCACUGAUCAAUGUGACCAAUAAUGGAAAAAUUGAAUUUGAAGGAAAUUUGGUGUUUUUAAGUCAGUACCGAGCAUUGACACCACAUGUGACCUAUGCCUAUUCGUAUAGAGCGAGAGCUUUGGUUCUCCAUAAUUCAACCAUUCAAAUGGCGAACUUUUUUAUUCCUUCGCAAGAUCGAGUAUGGGUUGUAAAUUCACAAUUUCACAUGUUGGAUUCUGUGGAUAUUGAAGAACCUGGAGAAGUAGUGAUGCUUAAUUCUUUCAUGUCUUGCUCAGUCGGAUACAAGUUGAAUGCAUAUCCAUUUCUCUCAAUUUCAUAUUCACGAUUUGUCAGCAUUGAUUCAAUGACCAUCGAUCGAUGUAAUGGAAAAUCGGUUCUACGAGUUGAACAAUGCAUUGACGUGCAAGUGGAUCAUUUAACAGUUACGAAUAAUUAUAAUCCACAAUAUGGAGGAAUUGUUCAUUUCAAAAAUUGUAGAAAUUUGAUUGUAAUGGGAUCACAAUUUAAAAGAAAUGUUGCAAUGGAAUCUUCACUCAUAGUAGAUAGUGUAUUAUCAGGGUCCAUUACUCAAUCAGACUUUAUUGAAAAUGAAUCUUUCACAGAUGGAGGUGCUCUCUCUUAUACAUUUCCAGAAGAUCGAUCGGCAUUGACACAAAUUUCUUCAUGUGCCUUUGUGAGAAAUAAGGCACUUGGCAAGGGAGGAGCAAUUCGAGCAGAGAAGGCAAGCAUUGAUGUUUUAUUUUCUAAAUUUUACGAAAACUCUGCAAUGAGUAGCGGUGGAGCCAUGUACACAACGUCUGUGACUUAUAUUGAAAGCACUGAAUUUUCUGGAAAUGUAGCCAUUUCUGGAGGUGGAGGAGCAAUUUAUGGUUCCAAUACGAUGGCUCUCGUUCAUUCUACAUUACGAAAUAAUUCAAUACUAUCAAAAACGAUUAGCUUGUGUGGAAAAGAGAGUUGUGAGGGAACAGGUGGAGCACUAUUUCUCAAUGUUCCAUCUGUAGAAGAAGAAUUCAAAAUGAUUAAUGUGACAUUUCAUAACAAUCGAGCAGUGAGAGGAGGUGCCAUUGGACUUAAUAAUUGUACCUUUAAAGAAUUGGUAGAUGUGACCAUUUUCGAUAAUCAAGCUCUAUACGCAGGAGGAGGAGUUUUCUACUUUGGUUUUCGUCCUUAUGAAAUUCCCAAAUUUAGAAAUAUUUAUAACAAUGUGGCUGGAACGUAUGGUCACAAUAUGGCUUCUCCAAUCAAGAGCACUCAAUGGAUCUAUCAAAUCAAAGGUUCUCAAGAUAUAUACUCGGUCGAACAAGGAGUACGAUUAUAUCCUGGUCAAAUAUUCUCACUGAAACCAACUUCAGCGGACGUCUUUGGAAAUAAGAUUGACGCCUUAACCGAAGAAUUUACCAUCAAGGUGGAAGACAUUCGAAUUGGAAUUUAUGGAAAAAGCAGAUCUCUAGAAAACAUGUAUCUCUCUGUGAAUCAUUCGAGUGAAUUGUCCAUCAUUCCCUCGUCGUUCAUUGUGAAUUUUUUUGAAACUUCAAAUGUCAUUCCUCUUGAUUUAAUUCAUUGUCCCUAUCAAUAUGAGCUAGUUCCUAUAGCGUACAACUCGGAUUAUGAAUUUAUUUGUAAGGAUCAUAUUUCAAUUGGAAGUAUUGUUGCCAUUGUCAUAGCGUCCACCAUUGCUUCAUUUUCAAUUUUCCUAUCAGUGGUCAUUGUGAUUGUUUAUAUGAGUUGCAAAGUGGCAAAGAAAGUGCAAUACUGGAGAAAACGAGAUCAAGCUGAAAAGGACAUGGAAAAACGUUUACUGGAAAAUCAAGUCAUUUAUUCUGAUGAAGAUCGUCAAGCUCUUGAAAGUUCAAACAGUAUUUCAAAAUCAAAGAGAGGAUUUAUUAUUGGAUUGGAUCAAAUAUUGAUUGACAAGAAAAUUGGAGAAGGUGGAUGUGGAAUUGUCUAUUUAGGAAAAUGGCACCAAAACACAGUAGCUGUCAAAUGUCUAAGAGUGGACUCUGCUACUGCUCAUUCCGAUGACAUUGAAAAAGAAGCUUCCUUACUUUGUCGACUACGGCAUCCGAAUGUUCUAUUGUUUUAUGGAAUUGUAAUUACUCAUCAAAAACACUAUCUCGUGGUUGAAUAUUUAGAGAGAGGAAGUCUUGAAAAAUUAAUUACCGAAAUUCGAAGAAAGGAAAUUCCAACACCCAUGGAUUUUUGUACUAAAAUUGGAAUUUUAAUUGACGUGGCAUGUGGCAUGGAUUAUUUACAUUCUCUAAAACCAUCUCCAAUCAUUCAUAGAGAUUUAAAACCAGCGAAUAUUUUACUAGAUGCAAAUGGAAUGGCCAAAGUUUGUGAUUUUGGACUUUCUCGAAUGAUGACCAAUACUUGUAUUGAUACAACCACCAUGUGUGUGGGAACUUUAUUUUACAUGGCUCCUGAAUUAUUGAAUACUGAAGAUCCAUCCAUCUCUCCAGCCAUUGAUGUGUAUAGUUUCUCAAUUAUUAUGUGGGAAAUUUUCUUUGAAGAAAAUCCCUAUGUCUAUCCAAAAACAUCGAAAUUAUUUACAGUAUUGAAAAAAGAAGAAGGUUCUUCAUCGAUGGAUAAUCAUUCAUCACCGAGUUCACAGAAUGGAAAAAAUAGAAGUGCUAGUUCUAAUAACUAUUCGAAUCAAACACCAGUGACACCUUUUACAAUCUUGUCAAAAGUCAUGCGUGGAGAACGACCUUUAAUUCCAUUUUCUACACCAGACGAAACCAGCAUGUAUUUGGAAAAAUUUAUGCCAGAAUAUUCUCAAACACCUAAAAAUCAAAAAACAUCCAUCAUGUCACUGGAAUUAAGAAAAAGUCAAAUUCUGUCAAUUGUCAACGAAUAUAUUGAUUUAAUGAAACUGUGUUGGAGCGGAGACGUACAGGAUCGACCUACCUUUAAAACCAUUCAUAGAAAGUUAAUCAACAUGAAACAAGAAAUGGAAGGUUUAAAAUUCACAACAUCGACAUUAACAAAUUCCACACCACCAAAACGAACACCACCAAAAAUGGAAAUUAUGAACACUGGACAUGAAAUUGAGUUAGGAGAAGGAUCAGCCUCCUCGAAUUAUCAUGAAAUGCCAAGCGAUCAUGAAGAGAUUUAA
Molecule: messenger RNA, 4305 nt
Organism: Naegleria lovaniensis
Lineage: Eukaryota; Heterolobosea; Eutetramitea; Acrasida; Naegleriidae
Exons: 5
Coding region: 1-4305 (1434 amino acids)
Biological process (GO): protein phosphorylation
Molecular function (GO): ATP binding; protein kinase activity
Source: RefSeq, a predicted model, not a curated record